Thermochaetoides thermophila DSM 1495 is the source of this 294-nucleotide messenger RNA. NCBI's taxonomy places the organism in Eukaryota, Fungi, Ascomycota, Sordariomycetes, Sordariales, Chaetomiaceae. The record is from the annotation of a RefSeq genome assembly.
AUGGACAUCAUCCAGGAUUCAUCUGCUCUGAGAACUUCGGAUGAGAAUAUCCAUAAGAAUCGGGAUGAACAUGUUUUGUCCAGGGACCUGAGUCCCCUAAUCAUCUUGACUAUCCAAGCGAUGACUAGGAAAAUGUUUUGAACUGUGAGCCUCAUAAGCUCUUGUCUUAUCCAGACAGACAAUGAUCAAACCAACAAUGCCGCCUUCCCAAACCCAGUCGUCUCUUCUGGUCUUGCCCAAACACAUGCUUCUUCACAAGAAGUUCAGGCCAACCAGCUGCUCCUUGCAGAGUGA